Molecule: messenger RNA, 2319 nt
Organism: Dunckerocampus dactyliophorus (ringed pipefish)
Lineage: Eukaryota; Metazoa; Chordata; Actinopteri; Syngnathiformes; Syngnathidae
Gene: cbx8a
Product: chromobox homolog 8a (Pc class homolog, Drosophila)
Exons: 5
Coding region: 139-1032 (297 amino acids)
Source: RefSeq, a predicted model, not a curated record
CACCCCUUUCCUCCACACGCCAGAUUGCGUAUUAUGGGAUGUGCGGAAUUAAAGCAGCGCUGGGAGGACGCUGCUGUUUGGGUCUGUCGGCGUGAAUAAGACGAGCGCAAGGGGGUCGCGGACACACGGCGGCUCGUCAUGGAGCUGUCUGCCGUCGGAGAGAGCGUCUUCGCGGCGGAGUCCAUCAUUAAGCGACGGAUCAGACGGGGUCGUUGGGAAUAUCUGGUGAAAUGGAAGGGCUGGUCUCACAAGUACAGCACAUGGGAACCGGAGGAAAACAUCCUGGAUGAGCGUCUCUUGGCAGCCUUCGAAGAGAGGGAACGCGAGAGGGAGCUUUUUGGGCCCAAAAAGCGAGGACCCAAACCUGAGACAUUUCUUAUGAAGGCCAAAGCCAGGGAGAAAACGUACGAAUUUCGACAAGAGCCCGUCCGGCCCAUCCAGGUCUCCUACCCGGUCCCGGAGCCUGUCGUAACGCCAAGGGCCAGGGAGGGGUUGCGCACCGUGGUGCCCACCAUAUUCCCCCCCAGCACCGUCAACCGAGGGGAGAGCGUCCACCACCACUUCAUCCGGGAACAAGAAAGGCUCGCCGAAGAAGCAUCACCCCGGCUUCCCAAGAAGCGAGGACGCAAACCCAAAUUGCGUUUGCAUUACGAGCAGGAUGAAGACUUUGCAGAACCCGCGGCAAAAAUAUCCAGACGCUCGGCUCAUCGCGGUGCGGCGGAAACAUCCGAUCCCAGCCUGGUGCAGCUGACUAGAAGGUUCCAGGAGGAGACCACCAUCACGCCAAAGUCCUGCAGCAGCAGCAGCGAGCAGGGGCGAGGAGGCAGGACUCGUUAUUUAGUGAAGCACGCAGACGCACGCCGAGAGGAAGAACUCGGCGUCAUCUGUCCACCCACGCCACGCGGCACGUCGUGGAACCCGCGCUUUAACAACAUGGACACUGUGACCGUCACCGACGUCACCAUGAACCUCCUGACUGUCACCAUCAGGGAAAACUACACCGAUAAAGGCUUCUUCCGCGGGAAAAGAUGAAAAAAGACGGGUUUUGUCAAUUAGGUACACUACAAGAUCUGCUUUUUUUUGUUUUAAACUAACCAUGCUCAGUUUUGAUUGACACUGCUCGAGAGGGACCGGUUAUUAUAGCACGUGCAUCCUGACGUGUCCUUAUAUUUCGUCCUGCUUGUCUUAAAAAAAAGAGUCGAAAUAUUAGAAACACCUCCCGAUAUGAACGCCGCUGUCCUGGCGUGCGGGUGUGGCUAACAUUAGCGAGACCUGCAUCGAAUAUUCAGCGUUUUUCAAAUAACCGUGUUCGGGGUUUGAUCGCCGCUGUCAGAGAGGGAUCGGUUAUUGUAGCACGUGCAGCCUGACGUCACCCCAAUAUUUCGUCCUGCUUGUUUGUCGAAUCGAGGGAGUCUAAUAUUAGAAACACCCCCCCCCCCCCCCCCAACAUGAACCGCCGUCGUGCUGUGCGAGUGUAUCUACGGUGUUAAAAAAAAAAAGUCCGCAUUUAAACAACCUAGCUCGGUUUUGAGUGACGCCGUUAGUGAGGGCUUAGUUGUCACGGCACGUGCGUCCUGACGUGUGCCCAACACUUCGGCCCGCUUGUCUCAUGUAAAUAAGGGAGUGGAUAUUAGCAACACCUCCCAAUAUGAACAAUGCUGUUGUAGUGUGUCGUUGUACCUAACAUGGACAAGAUAAAAAUAACCACGCUCAGUUUUGAUGGGACACCGCCAGAGAGGCUUUAAAUAUGAAUGAACACGCCCCCCUGCGGUGUUCCUAAUAUUUCGUCCCUCUCUUGCAGGCAGCCUAGCAGAAUCCCCAAUAGAAGCCCAGCGGUUGAAACCACUAUUGGGUUGCGUAUUACCUAACGUUGUGGCCUAACGUGUGAGCUAACUACUUACUAAACAAGCCUACUGUCGUCAUGCUAUAUCUAUAUUUUUAUAAUACAACUUUCAAGCAUCAGUAUUUAAUAUUAAUUCGAACCUAAUUGUUCUAGGCUGUGUGAUUAAAAAGAGAAUGUUGUUUUUUUUUGCACAAUUGUUUUGCUAUUUUGGACACAAUGAAAAUACAUUUUUUUUUUGAUAUUUUAAUGUGCUUUUUUUACUUUUACAUAAUUACGAUAAUUCGUUUGUGUAUGUGCCAGAAAUGAUAGUCUAUAAACUACAAUUCAAGUGCAUUUUGCAUGCUUUCCCACCCCCCCACUCACAUUUAAGCUGCUGCACCACGCCGUUAUUAACUUUAGAUACUUUUGAUAUUUAUUUCUGCGCAAAGCUGCAGUAUUCAUGUUGAACCGUUGCAACGUUUUAACUGUUCAGAAUA